AGAGAGGCAGUGUUGACUGCUGUAUUGGGAGGAUACAUCCUAAUGCGACACAGCUACAGCUUUACCAUCUCAUACAGAGGGAGCAAGUGAACAAGAGAGUAAGAGGGAGAGGGAAAGAAAUCACAGAUGCCUGUUUAGUCUAAAAAAACACUCCAUGUGGUCCCCUCUAUUCCAGGAUCUCCAUGAGAACAGCAUCAUCACCCUGCCCCCUGCGCAUGAUUGUCACUCAACACGCCUUGUGUAUUCUUCCUCGCCCAGGAUUAAAAACCGCACUGUGGCCACGGUUCUGCUGUCAUCUGCUGUAUAAGAGUUUUUUUGGGACCGUCUUGUUUCUCAGCAAGUUGGUGUGCAUAAGCACGAAUGGCUCGACUGGUGUGCCUAAUGUGUGUGAGCUCAUUAGCACUGAGCUACGCCAUGGGUGGGGAGGUGUGCGUUUCAGGUCACGACAGUGGCCCGGUGUUUGAGGAACAGCCCUCCAGUCUGGUUUUUCCAGAAGGCCUGACUGAGGAGAAGGUCACCCUAGCCUGUAAGGCCAGAGCUAGUCCUGCUGCCACAUACAGGUGGAGAGUGAAUGGGACUGAUGUGCCACUGGAAAAUGAAACACGGUACAGCCUGGUAGCAGGGAACCUGUUGAUUAGCAGCCCACAGUACAGUAGAGAUAGUGGUUCUUAUCAGUGCCUCGCCAUCAAUCGCUGCGGCACAAUCAUCAGUCGGGCUGCAAACCUCAGAUUUGGCUACCUCCAUGACUUUCCCCCAGAUGAAAGGAGUUCUCAAACUGUAUAUGAGGGGGCAGGAGCUGCUCUCACCUGUCAACCACCUUCCCACUACCCAACACUGUCAUACCGCUGGUUCUUCAAUGAAUUUCCUAAUUUUGUCCAGACUACUGAUGGUCGAUGGUUCAUUUCCCAAGUCACCGGGAAUCUGUACAUAGCCAGUGCAGAAGUUAAAGAUUCAGGCAACUACUUUUGCUUCACCACAAAUAACAUGGAAAUCAGCACUAAAAGUGUAUUCAGCAGGGCGAACCCACUCACAGUUUUAUCUGAUGCAAACCCCAGAAGGACUGUACCUAAUAUUAAAGUACGCUUUCCAUCUGAGACAUAUGCCCUGGCUGGACACACUGCUCAGCUUGAAUGUUUUGCCUAUGGCAAUCCUGUACCACAGAUACGCUGGAGGAAAGUGGAUGGGAACCUGCCUUCCAAGGCCUCCACGAGUGUCAAUGGGCCCAUUCUGAUCCUGCAAGAGCUUGGAUUUGAUGAUGAAGGGAUAUAUGAGUGCGAGGCGGAAAAUUCCGAGGGUCAUGACAUCUACCAAGGUCGCAUUAUACUGCAAGCCCAGCCAGAAUGGCUGCAUGUAAUGAGUGACUCAGAGGUUGAAAUAAGUUCAGAACUGCGCUGGAGUUGUGCAGCAGCAGGGAAGCCUCGUCCGUCUGUGCGCUGGCUACGCAAUGGGCAGUCAAUCAGCACACAGGAUCGAAUUGAAGUCAACGGUGGACUGCUGAAAAUAAGCCACCUGGCACUAGAAGACUCUGGGAUGUACCAGUGUGUGGCUGAGAACAAGCAUGGUACCAUCUAUUCUAAUGCAGAACUAAGGGUUCAAGUCCUGGCCCCAGAUUUUCGCCUGAAUCCAGUUCGGAGGCUUGUCCCAGCAGCACGAGGGGGUCAGGUGAUGAUGGAGUGCAAGCCACGUGCUGCCCCCAAACCCACCCUCUUCUGGAGCCGUGGCACAGAGCUUCUGACUAACAAUAGCAGGGUGACAGUCACACCAGAUGGUAAUCUCUGGAUCACUAACAUCAGUCGAGCAGAUGAGGGAAAAUACACCUGCUUUGCAGAGAAUUACCUUGGCAAGGCCAAUAGUACAGGUCACCUCUCAGUUCGAGAUGCAACCAAAAUUACUCUAGCUCCCUCCAAUGCAGAUAUCAACCAAGGAGACAAUGUCACCUUACAGUGUCAUGCAUCUCAUGACCCCACUAUGGACCUAACUUUUACCUGGUCACUGAAUGGAGUUCUGCUGGACCUAGAAGAACCCCAUGGACACUUUCGUCGUACAGAGACUAAAGAAACCAUUGGUGAUCUGGUCAUCGUAAAUGGCCAGUUGGGGCAUGCAGGGACAUACACCUGCACGGCACAGACAGUGGUGGACAAUGCUUCUGCCUCGGUCAAACUUGUGGUGAGAGGUCCUCCAGGCCCUCCAGGGGGAGUAGUUGUAAAGGAUGUGAAUGCAACAGCCCUGGAGUUGGGGUGGAGCCGGGGCUAUGAUAAUCACAGUCCAAUUGGAAAGUAUAUCAUUAUGGUCAGAUCACUGUUGUUUCAAGACUGGAAGCAAACGCAAACAGACCCGCCAAACAUUGAAGGAAAUGCAGAGUCAGCACGUGUGAUUGGUCUGCUGCCUUGGAUGGACUAUGAGUUUCAAGUCAUUGCUAGCAAUAUUCUGGGUAGUGGGGAACCCAGCAUGCCCUCACCAAUUGUCCGAACUCAUCAAGCAGCUCCCACUGUGGCCCCCAGUGGUCUUGGAGGAGGAGGUGGAGACCAACAUGAGCUGAUCAUUACCUGGACACCCAUGGCACGGGAGUAUCAGAAUGGAGAUGGCUUUGGCUACAUCCUGGAUUUCCGUAAACGAAACGCCCCCACAUGGAUGGAGGUGAAGAUUCCCAGCGUUAAGUCUUCACGCUACGUCUACAGUAAUCAGAGCCUGUCCCCCUACUGUCCCUUUGAGGUGAAGAUCAGGGCAUACAAUGACAAGGGGGAGGGACCCUUUAGUCAGGUGGCUGUGGUUCACUCUGCAGAGGAAGAACCUACUGUCUCUCCCCGAAAGAUCAAUGCCACGGCAUUGACUGCAUUUGAAAUAUUAGUGUCCUGGGAGCCUGCACAACUUCUGAUGACGAAUGUUCUACGAGGAUAUGAGAUUCGCUACUGGCGUCAACAUGACAAGGAGGCAGCAGCUGACCGUGUGAGGACUGCUGGUUUAGAGACAACGGCACGAGUCUCAGGCCUUCGGCCCAGCACUCUUUAUUAUGUGAUGGUUCUAGCUUACAACAGUGCUGGCACUGGACCACCCUCUCCCCGUACCACAGUUAUCACCAAAAAGCCCCCUCCAAACCGUCCACCAGGCAAUGUCUCAUGGAGGACCGAUGGAUCCUGGGUAACGGUCAUGUGGGACCAUGUCAAGGCAAUGAAGAAUGAAUCUGCUGUGCUGGGUUAUAAGGUCCUGUAUAAACAUGAAGGUCAUUCGGCCUUGAAGGUUCUUGAAAAGGGCAAAACUUCCAUCAGCCUGCCCCUGCCCAAGGACAAUGGCUAUGUGGUUCUGGAGAUACGUGCUUGGGGGGAGGGGGGAGAUGGAGUCCCUCACGAGACCAUUGUAUCUAGGGAUUCAGGAACUGGAAUGAUGGUUCAGAACAUUGCCAAGAUUCUCAACCCAUCCUCUUUUUUACUUUUUUCCAUUGUAUCAGUGUUCACAUUUAUUGGCCUACUUGAACUAUGAAUGGUUUUAUUUCAGGCUGUAAGCCUGUUUCCUUAAUACACUUAUCUGACCUUAAUGAUUUUGUAUGUAUUGGGGGGGGGGGAUUAUCAUGUGAAACAUGGUAACAUGGUUAAGGCAAGGACAAGAGUCAUGAUAACUAAGUGGGAUGGGUGUUAAAAAACAACAAAAACUGUAUUACUGUAUGUGUGUUUUUCUAAAGAAAAGAAACUUUUAUAAGACUGUGGAGAAAUGUAUACUGGAAGAACGCAAACUGGGUAAACUGACUGGACAGCCUGAUUGUGAAUUGAAAUAAAACACAUGCCUUAUGGUAAAAUAAAUGUGAAAAACACAUUUUUCCAGAAGCUGGUUUACAAGCAUAUAGCCAACCCCGUCCCUGUCCUUGUAACUUCCAGUCUCUUUUAAAUAACUACCAAUGGUGGAAAUAAUUUUUCAGUACUUGAUAUAUUUUGUUCCUAUUUCCUACAAGUAAUGGACAAACAAAGGGGAUGCUGAGUAAAUACAGUUAGCAGUGUAGUUUACAAAAAAGAUCUAUUAAAAGAAUUCAGAUUCAGAUGUCCCAGGGAAUAAGUUUCAGUAAAAUAUCCUAUCCUUUUCAUUUUGAUUACUUAUUGAAAGAAAAUAUAAAAUAAACCAGUGACAUACUACAGACAUCAACAAAAUAUAUUCUGCAGCAUUUCAAUAGCAGGGAAUUCUCUUCCUAUAAGGCCAUCCUCCAAGCUGUACAUAAAUAGUUCAGUAUGCAUUUGAACAAGGUAUUUUAUUUGUAGAGUUCAGUCUUAGUGCUUGAACACUGAGCUGAAGCAUGGUUACUCCAAGAAGAAAAAUGCUGGUUAACAGAAUGUGCAAAUUUGCCUACGACUAGUGUCAUCUAGCAGCAUGGUGGCUCAUUGGGUUGGAGGUUGGGCCUGCUCUACGUAUGCUUCAAGCCCCCAGCAACCCUGACCUGCAUACAUAUUAUAGAUAGUAACUGAUAUGUUGAGGAGUGGUGUAUUUGCAAUUCCGCUGACUACCAAUAACAAAACAAAUGUCCAUCUACUAACCAUUUAUUCAAUACAAGGUCAUAUGAAGCCUGGAGCCUAUCCCAGAGACCAUAGGGCACAAGGCAGGGGAACACACACUUUGGACUGUUGAAGGAACCUGUAGUACCCAGACAGAGUUCAUGCAACUUAAGGAGACCAUGCAAACUCCAUACUAACAGGAUUCAAACCCUUAAUCCAAGAGCCUGUAUCACUAAGCCAGACUUCUUGCUUCACUGGACAACUUGUAGUUAAUGUAUCCCAGUUAAUGUAUUAAUGUUCCCCAAUUUAAAUGGACAUUUUCUUUGUCCACUUACAUUUAGCCUAGACUACUAUAAAUCUGACAAGUUAUAUAACUAAACAAGAAAUCCUGCUUUGUGAUGCAGGCCCCUGGAGGUGUGAAGCAAACAUUGAUACUGACUGAGGCACCAUGCUGCCAAUUACAUUCUGGUAUUCAAGCAUUUUUAUGUCUUAAUACAUAUUAAGACACAUAAUUACUUAAAAUUUUAAAACACUGCAAACACAGGGAAAAGACUGUAUAAAGUUUAUCAUAGUCAGAUUCAUUUAAUAGCACUAUAUUUUUUGUUGGUCACUACCUACUGAUGUAAUGCAGCUGAAAAUGUGUUUUUCAAUUUUUUUCUUGUUUCAAAUCAAAAGAAAGUUAUUAAUACAAGCUUAAUUUUGCACUAUUUUAUUCCAUAUUUGAUUUUUUUAGAUAUUUGAGUGCUCACACUGUUGGUAUUUAGAUGUUGGUAUUUGCUCAUAACUUGGUCUUUUCUACAGAGGUAAAGUAUUCUCUAUCAGGAGGGCUGAAACAACCAAUUACCUUUAGGCACGUUGCUGUGAACUGGCUUGUAAUUUACUGUUAGUUUUUUUUUUUAUUUUAUUGUUGGAGCUCCUGUAGAAUAUUAACUGAAGAUAAGAGUAUGCAUUCUCAAGGGCAAAUGCAGAUCAGUUUUUGGAAUAAACUGGGCAUUAGGAAAGUUAUACUGGAGUAACCAUUAAAGACAACAAUAUACAUUCUGAUUACAAGAAAGUGUUGACUUUUCCAACAGGGAAUACCAUAAUAACUGUCCAAAAAGAUGCAAAAUUCCUGUGCAUUUAACCUGGGAUUUACAUUACAAUUUUGUCAAUUAUUAUAAAUUCCAGUCUCUUAUGAAUGUGGACAAUUGUUAUAUGUGGAAUUGCAUGCCUAAGCGUUACCCUGAGACCAAAAGAAAUAUUUAUUUUUGUUAUUGCAGUCAAAAUAAGUACAUAUUUAUACUGGGGAGCAUGAGCAUUGAAUUAUAAGCCAUGUUUUUUAUUACUAAUUUUCAAUUAUGUAAAAAAAAAAAAAAAAUUAAA
Molecule: messenger RNA, 5837 nt
Organism: Brienomyrus brachyistius
Lineage: Eukaryota; Metazoa; Chordata; Actinopteri; Osteoglossiformes; Mormyridae
Gene: cntn2
Product: contactin 2
Exons: 23
Coding region: 361-3477 (1038 amino acids)
Biological process (GO): cell-cell adhesion; brain development
Molecular function (GO): cell-cell adhesion mediator activity
Source: RefSeq, a predicted model, not a curated record